Messenger RNA from Fraxinus pennsylvanica, 405 nucleotides. NCBI's taxonomy places the organism in Eukaryota, Viridiplantae, Streptophyta, Magnoliopsida, Lamiales, Oleaceae. The record is from the annotation of a GenBank genome assembly.
AUGGAUUUUUUCAGUUCCUUACUUGCAUUUGUGUUAAUGCUAACCAUACUGCUGAUCCUAACUCCCUUAUCCCGUGGCUCAAAAAUCUAUCAUCUGGUUCCUCACCCGCUUCAUCGGAGCUGCUACACCAUCUCUACAACCCUGGGGGUUCUAUGCUCGCCUACUGCCCGCACUCCUAGAAUGGCAAGUAACUGGGAUAACCCAACAGCUGGUUCAGCAUGGGCUGGGAUGAAUCAAGAUGGCUUUCUGGUGUUCAAAUUCCCCAGGACGGGCCUUCAUCUCCCACAUUCAGCCUUGUCCCCCAAAUCCAUUUGGGUUCAAGGAGCCAUUGUCACGUGGGGAGUCUCGUAUGUGGACCCCGGGGCAGAGUGGAACAUGCUCUCCUACUGUGGCUGCAGGUUUUGA